This is a messenger RNA of Daldinia decipiens, 1038 nucleotides long. RefSeq lists its product as uncharacterized. The transcript is spliced from 7 exons. Lineage: Eukaryota; Fungi; Ascomycota; Sordariomycetes; Xylariales; Hypoxylaceae. Gene Ontology annotation, molecular function: oxidoreductase activity. The record is from RefSeq and is a predicted model, not a curated record. Bases 1 to 1038 code for a protein of 345 amino acids.
AUGGUACCCUCAACUAUGAAGCAGUGGUUUAUUAGAGGGCAGGAGAGAGGGUUCGAAGGGUUAGAGUUCCUUGAAGUACCUGUCCCAAAGGUCGGAGAGAAUGAGGUCCUCGUCAAACUGCAUGCUGCAUCUCUGAAUUAUCGAGAUGUAGCCAUAGCGAAGAACGAAUACCCCAGCCCAUUACGAUUCCCAUUUUGCCCUGGUUCGGACGGCGCAGGUGAAGUCAUAGAGAUUGGCUCUAAAGUGACCAAGUUUCAAAUAGGAGACAAGGUAGCGACGCUAUUUCAUCAAGGCCAUCUUUAUGGAGAUAUAGACUCUUCCACCAUCCCAACGUCUCUGGGUGGUUUCCUUGACGGAACGCUUAGACAAUUUGGCGUCUAUAACGAAAACGGUUUGGUUAUAACUCCCAAUAAUCUCGAUCUGAGCGAGUCAAGCACCCUAUCAUGUGCCGCCUUGACUGCAUGGAAUGCAUUGUACGGAUUAAAACCAUUGAAACCAGGCGAUUCUGUUCUCAUUCAGGGUACAGGCGGAGUUAGUAUCUUUGCACUUCAGUUUGCAAGGGCUGCGGGGGCUACGAUCAUAGCUACCACAUCUACGAAGGAGAAAGAGCAGGCACUGAAAGAGUUGGGGGCUCACCAUACAAUCAAUUAUAAAGAAGACGCCAACUGGGGCAAGACCGCUAAGAGCUUAACGAACGGGCGGAGUGGUGUCGACUUCGUAAUAGAUGUGGCAGGCAGUGAGUCUCUCCACCACAGUAUCGAUGCAGUCAGGCUUGGAGGUAUUAUUAACUUGAUCGGCUUCCUCGGCGGCAAAAAACCUCAACUUACGAUGGAGCUCCUAUUCCGCGGCUGCACAGCACGCGGCGUUCAUGUAGGUUCGAGACAACAAAUGGAGGAGAUGGUAAGGGCUAUCGAAGCCAAUAAUAUUCAUCCCGUGAUUGAUGAGAGAGUCUUCAACCUUGAAAGUGCUAGAGAAGCAUAUGACUAUGUGUGGAACCAUAGGCAGUUUGGCAAGGUGGUUAUCAAGAUAUCCGAAUAA